Messenger RNA from Trichoderma harzianum CBS 226.95, 255 nucleotides. RefSeq lists its product as hypothetical. Lineage: Eukaryota; Fungi; Ascomycota; Sordariomycetes; Hypocreales; Hypocreaceae. The record is from RefSeq and is a predicted model, not a curated record. The coding region runs from base 1 to 255 and encodes 84 amino acids. The transcript is spliced from 2 exons.
AUGAAACCCGUCGCCCCUGGACCAGCGAUAGCCUUCCAACCUCUGAAGGAGAAAAGACGCUUUGGAGAAGCCCUCGGCGCGGAUAAAAUGCCCUCGCCCAGCUUCAACAGAGCAAGACCGAGCGCAGCGGCGACGGCGACCGCGGCGCAGACAGCCUCGAGAGGCCUUAUUACCUCUAUCUCCAACGGUGCAAAGGAAGCCACCGACCUAAGCAAAGAGGGGAAAUCCCUCACUAGGAAUAAAAUCAUAAACUAA